AGCACGCUGAUCACACACACGGAGUUCCAGUGCCGCGGCAGAGCCAGAGCGAGCAAGAAGCUUAGGCGCGCGGCGAUGGAGAUGGUCCUGGACUGGCGCGCGCUGGGCUCCCUGCUCGCGACGCUCAUGGUGUUCCGCACUGCCGUGCGGGACUUCCUGCCGCCGGAGGCGAAGGCGUGCCUGCGCCGCCUCCUCGCGCGGGUCGCCGCCGCGCUCCGCCCGCCCAGGGGCACCGUCCUCAUCGACGAGGCCGACGGCGCCAGCGGGGGCGCCAACGACCACUACGACUCGGCGCAGCUCUACCUCGGCGCGCGCUGCCUCGCCACGGCGCCCGCCGUGCGCCUGCACAAGCCGCGCCACUCGCCCCGCCCCGUCGCCUCGCUCCCGGACGCGCACGCCACGCACGACGUCUUCCGGGGCGUCCGCAUCACGUGGACCUCCACCGCGCGCGCCGUCGAGCGGGGCGGCGGGCACGGCCCGUACGGCGCGUUUGGCCGCGGCGGCGGCGACCAGCGCACCCUCGAGCUCCAGUUCCCGCGCCAGCACCGGGACCUCAUCCACGACCACUACAUCCCGCACCUCAUCGCCGAGGCCGCCAGGAUGCGGCUCAAGUCGCGGGAGCGCAGGCUCUACACCAACCGCGCCACGGGGCCCGGCGACGACCACCACCGCCUCUGGAGCUCGCACGCCUUCGCGCACCCGUCCACCUUCGACACGCUCGCCGUCGACCCGGCGCUGCGCGAGGAGAUCCGCGCCGACCUCCUCCGCUUCGCCGCGCGCCGGGACCACUACGCGCGCGUCGGCCGCGCCUGGAAGCGCGGCUACCUGCUCCACGGCCCGCCGGGCACGGGCAAGACCAGCCUCGUCGCCGCGAUCGCCAACCUGCUCGAGUUCGACGUCUACGACCUGGAGCUCACCACGGUGCCCACCAACUCCCACCUCCGCCGCCUGCUCGUCUCCACCACGCCCAAGUCCGUCGUAGUCGUCGAGGACAUCGACUGCUCCCUCGACCUCUCCGACCGCAACAAGAAGAAGAAGGGCGUCGGCGGCGGCACCGACAAGGAGACCGCGGCGCAGCUCGCCAUGGUGUCGCCGGCCGCCGCGGCGGCCAUGGCGGCGGCGGGGCGCGAAUCCAUAAGUCUCUCCGGGGUGCUCAACUUCGUGGACGGCCUCUGGUCGUCCUGCGUCGGCGAGCGGCUGAUGGUGUUCACGACGAACCACCCGGAGCGGCUGGACCCGGCGCUGCUCCGCCCGGGCCGCAUGGACCGCAAGAUCGAGCUCGGCUACUGCACGGCCCCCGCGCUGCGCGUGCUCGCCAAGAACUACCUCGGCGUCGGCGACGAGGGCUGCGAGGACGCCGACGCCGACGCCGACCCUGGCGCGGUGACCAGCCUCAUGGCCGAGGCGGAGGGCCUGCUCGCCGCCGCCGCGGUGCGCAUCACGCCCGCCGACAUCGCCGAGGUGUUCAUGGGCUGCGACGGCGCGGGCGCCGCCGCCGCCCUGAGGAAGCUCGUGGACGAGCUGCGGCGGAGGCGUGACGGUGCGGCGGCCGCAGCAGUGGCGCCGGACGAAUCCGCGGAGGACACGACGGAGUGAUCGAAGCCUGGGAUCAUCGUACGUGGCGGCGCGACGAUGAUGCAUGGCUGCCUCGUCAGCUUUUCACUAGCUUGAUCGAUGCUGCUGAGCUGAUGGUGGAGGUGGUUUAGCUGUUAGGAUCGGAGUAUGACGGGGCACUGCGUCUGUCUGUACGUGCUGGUGUUGUGUAGAUAGGGUGCUUCUUUGUUUGCCUCACGUUUGUGUUGGGUUGGUUGUGUAUUGUGUUAUGCCGCAAGCAUGCAUCUUUGGCAAUGGAUGCUGAUCAACCAGGCAACCAAGCAGGAUGACGCAUAUGGACAUGACAGAGCUCGUUCAUUGCAUGAUCCAA
Messenger RNA from Panicum hallii, 1924 nucleotides. Its product is annotated as AAA-ATPase At3g28580-like. Gene Ontology annotation, molecular function: ATP hydrolysis activity; ATP binding. NCBI's taxonomy places the organism in Eukaryota, Viridiplantae, Streptophyta, Magnoliopsida, Poales, Poaceae. Bases 76 to 1596 code for a protein of 506 amino acids. The record is from RefSeq and is a predicted model, not a curated record. The transcript has a single exon.